This is a messenger RNA of Drosophila kikkawai, 4922 nucleotides long. It is a transcript of the gene drpr, whose product is annotated as multiple EGF like domains draper. Gene Ontology annotation, molecular function: scavenger receptor activity; protein binding. The record is from RefSeq and is a predicted model, not a curated record. Lineage: Eukaryota; Metazoa; Arthropoda; Insecta; Diptera; Drosophilidae.
UCUGGCGGAUUAAAGUACAAGAAGCGGUCGCUGUGCGUUUCGCUCUUGAAAUUAAUUAAAUAAAUCCCUGCCCUAGCAGGCGUGCGACUGUGUGCGUUCGCGAAUAAAGUAAAUAAAAGUUGCCGAGCCAGCAUUAAUGCGAAACGAGCUCCAAUUGAGCCAAAUAAUUGAAGUGCAUUUCGGGUUAAAGAAUUGCGUUGUUGUGCGUCGCUGACAUUGUCGAUGUUGUUGUUCUUGUCAGCGUUGGGUUGGGUUACACGUUAAAUAAUUUAAUUGUGUCUCUACGUAAAACGAGUAUUAUUUACAGACGUUCGCACAGUAUUUGCAAAAUAAUCACAACCUGCGGGAUUGGUGUGCCAAAAUCGAGUGAGUCGCGAAACGAGAGAAAAACGAGUUUUUGAUAUGUGUUGAGAAAGCCAAACAAACAAACAAUACAAAAAUAUAUUGCUACAUAUAGCUUAUAUCUGCGCGGUGCUGUAAGCAUUUAAAAAUAUAAAUUGCCACGAAAAUAUAUGGCCACAAAGAUUUGGAAACGUGUAAAUUGAGUGGAAUGCAGGAAUUGAGCCACUUUUGAGUGCAUUCUUCGGCUUUUUGUUUUGAGUGAGAACCGUAACCAGUUUGCUGGUGAGUUUUGGCCUUAAAUGCUGGUAGUGCUUUUUAACUCUGAAUUAAUCGCAGCUUGAGUCAUCCCGGACUAAAGGCUGAUGACUGUGACUUGUGACAGUCCAAUGUGAGCCGGCCAGAGCAGCUGCAUCAGUUAGAGAGUGCACACACACUGCUAUCACUGCCAUCAUGUUUCGGCUGAUCCUCCUUGCCUGCCUGGCCCAGCUGGCCCUGGCUCAGGCGGAUCUCAAGGAUCUGGAUGGACCCAAUAUCUGUAAAAGGCGGGAAACGUAUCCCGUGGAAGUAGUCUAUACGGAACUGCAAUCAUACCAGGAGCGUGGCUCCACUUGGUGCAUGACCAUUCCACCCCGCUGCUCCACAUAUCGCAUCAAACACCGAGUGGUGAACAAGACGCAGACAAUAAUGAAGAACCGAGUGGUACGCGAUUGUUGUGAUGGCUACAUUGCCAGUGCUGGAGAAUGCGUUCCUCAUUGCUCGGAGCCAUGUCAGCAUGGUAGAUGCUAUGCCCCGGAGAAGUGCAAGUGUGACCAUGGCUACGGAGGACCCGCCUGUGAUAUAAAUUGCCCACCGGGCUGGUACGGCCGGAACUGCUCGAUGCAGUGCGACUGCCUGAACAACGCGGUCUGUGAGCCCUUCACCGGCGAGUGCGAGUGCGCCAAGGGUUAUGCCGGCGUCCGCUGUGCCGAGCUCUGUCCAGAGGGUUUCUUUGGUGCCAACUGUUCGGAGAAGUGCCGCUGCGAGAAUGGCGGCAAGUGUCACCAUGUCUCCGGCGAGUGCCAGUGUGCGCCCGGCUUUACGGGUCCCCUAUGCGACAUGCGCUGUCCGGACGGCAAGCACGGCGCCCAGUGCCAGCAGGACUGCCCCUGCCAGAACGACGGAAAAUGCCAGCCCGAGAGCGGCGCCUGUAUGUGCAAUCCCGGCUGGACGGGAGAGGUGUGCGCCAACAAGUGUCCCGUGGGCAGUUAUGGACCUGGAUGCGAGGAGUCCUGUGAAUGCUACAAGGGAGCGCCCUGUCACCACAUUACCGGCAAGUGCGAGUGUCCUCCUGGUUACCUCGGGGAGCGCUGCUUUGACGAGUGCCCUCUAAACACGUACGGAUUCAACUGCAGUCAGACAUGCAACUGCCAGAAUGAUGCCACCUGUGAUCGAGCCAAUGGAACCUGCAUCUGCAGCCCGGGAUGGCGGGGCACAAAGUGCGAGGAGCGUAUCUGCGAGAAGGACAAAUACGGAAUGGACUGCAACAGCACCUGCGAGUGUGAUAUGGAACACACGGAACUGUGCCACCCGGAGACGGGGAAGUGCCACUGCAGCAUCGGCUGGAGCAGUGCCCAAUGCACCAGACCCUGUACCUUCCUGCGCUACGGCCUCAACUGCGAGCAGACCUGUAAUUGUAAGAAUGGAGCCAAGUGCUCGCCAAUCACUGGAAAAUGCCUCUGUGCACCGGGCUGGACGGGAGCCACCUGCGAGGAGUACUGCCCCGUGGGCACCUUUGGCCAGGACUGCGCCUUGCGCUGCGACUGCCAGAACGGAGCCAAGUGCGAGCCGGAGACAGGUCAGUGUCUGUGCACGGCCGGCUGGAAGAACAUCAAGUGUGAUCGUCCCUGCGAUCUCAAUCACUUUGGCCAGGACUGCCGAAGCGUUUGUGAUUGCCAGAAUAAUGCCGCCUGCAAUGCGCAGAACGGAACCUGCACCUGUGCCGCCGGCUGGAUGGGCGAGCGGUGUGACCGGAAGUGCGAGAAGGGAAAAUUCGGACACGGAUGCAGCCAGAAGUGUCAGUGCGAUUUCAACAAUAGUCUGGCCUGCGACGCCACCAACGGACGCUGUGUGUGCAAGCAGGACUGGGGAGGCGUUCAUUGCGAGACCAACUGUCCAAGCGGUUACUAUGGUGACAAUUGUGAUAAAGUUUGCAGAUGCCUGAACAACUCCUCCUGCGACCCCGACUCUGGCAACUGCAUCUGUUCACCCGGCUGGACGGGCGCCGACUGUGCCGAACCCUGUCCAAGUGGAUUCUAUGGGAUGGAGUGCAAGGAGCGUUGUCCAGAGAUACUUCAUGGAAACAAGAGCUGCGAUCACAUAACCGGCGAGAUCCUCUGCCGCACUGGCUACUUGGGACUGAUCUGCGAGCAUCCCUGUCCGGCGGGUCUUUACGGACCCGGCUGUAAGCUCAAGUGCGACUGUGACCAUGGCGGCGAGUGCAAUCAUGUGACCGGGCAGUGCCAGUGCCUGCCGGGCUGGACGGGAGCCAAUUGCAAGGAGCCCUGUCCCACGGACACCUACGGCCAGGGAUGUGCCCAGCAAUGUCGCUGUCUGCAUCACAAGGUUUGCCGCAAAAACGAUGGCAUGUGCAUUUGCGAAAAGGGCUGGACGGGCACCCGUUGCGACGAGGUGUGUCCGGAGGGCUUCUACGGCGAGCAUUGCAUGAAUCAUUGCGCCUGUCCCUCGGCCAAUUUCCAGUGCCAUGCGGCCCAUGGCUGCGUCUGCCGGAGUGGCUAUACGGGCGAGAAUUGCGACGAUCUCAUAGCCUCCCAGCGGGUAGCCGAUCAGGGAGAAGAUUCAAGCCGAGCCAGCGUGGCUUUGACCUUGGUCCUUAUGACCCUCUUUGCCUGCAUUAUAUUUGCUGUUUUCUUCUACUACCGCCGACGUGUGUCCAAUCUAAAGACAGAGAUUGCCCAUGUUCAUUACACGCACGAAACGAAUGCCACCGGCUGGCCGCCCAGCAAUCACAACUUUGAUAAUCCCGUGUAUGGAAUGCAGGCGGAGACACGCCUCCUGCCCAACAAUUUGCGCAAGAUGAAUAACUUUGAUCAGCGGAGCACCGUGAGCACGGACUACGGCGGCGAUGACUCCAAUGCCAGUGGAAGGGUAGGCAGCUAUUCUAUCAACUACAAUCAUGAUCUGCUAACCAAGAACCUAAACGCGGACUUGACCAAUCCAAUUGUUUACAACGAAUCGCUCAAGGAAGAGCAUGUCUACGAUGAGAUCAAGCACAAGGAGGGCUACAAGGAUCCUGUGAAAAUUUAUAGCAAGAUUUUGUUUCCCGAGGAUGAGUACGACCAUUUGGACUAUUCGCGUCCUAGCACCUCGCAGAAGCCGCACUAUCAUCGCAUGAACGAUGCCAUGCUUAACAUCAACCAUGACGAGGAGGAGAAGCCCAGCAACCUGAAGAAUAUGACGGUGCUGCUGACGAAGCCAGAGCCACCCGCAGAGCCGGAGCCGCAGCACGAGAGCUUCGACAAUACAAACACCAAUCUCGACAAUGUGUCGACGGCAUCGCCCAGUUCCAGUCCGGAGUUUCGCAAGUAAAGGAAACAGUCACCGGGACAGUCACUUUCUCCCCUGAAUAGAACUUAAGUUGCAAACGUCGAUAUAUAUUUAACGCAGACUUGUAGCUUAAUUUAUUUCGUAGCAUUUUUAGUUGUGUAUGUGAAUUCUGUGUAGCAUUUGUGUCCCCCAAUUUUAAACUUUGUAUUUGUACUUGUGUAUUUCGCUCAGUUAGGUCGAAAGUGUGUGUUCAGACAAUUGUAAAUUAUUAUUUUAUGGGUCCCCAAACUAAACUUUUGUAAAUGUCUACUUCAUUUCAAAAUUUUACUAACAAGUUAUGCUCAUUUGGAUAUUAUCAUCUACGCGAUUAACACCCUAAGUGAAACCAUAUUAAAUUAAGUAAUAGAGCUGGAAAUAAAAUCGAUUUUAUAAUCGAUUAGUAAAUUUUUGUUCAAAUAUUUACAAUUAUUUUUAAUUUUGGAAACGAUUUAAUCGAAAAAGUUCUAUGAUGUAAAUUCAAAUAUAAUUUUAAAUCUUUUCUUUUUCGAUUUUAAUCGAUUUUAAUUGAUUUUAGAAAAUAUCGAUCUACCAAAAAUCGAUUUAUUUGCAGCUCUAUUUAGUACCUACCUAUUAGACACACUCUUCCUGUUGAAAUUUGUGGAGAGUCUCCGAGAGAUGCUCGUCCGGAUCGAAGGUUGCAAUAAUUUUAGGAACGAACCUAUGCAUAUACAAAAAUGAUAUCAAUAUCGUAAGCAUAUAUAUAUAUAUUUUCAUAAACCACGUAUUUACGUAUUUGUGCAUAAGCAAUAACUUCAAACAGAGAACAAAUCAAGUGUACCAUAAAUUGUUAAUUAAAUUGCUUAUUACCUUUAAUAUGGAAACGAUUGGCCAAAAAUUGUAUAAAACUCAACCCCGAAUUGAUGGAUUUUAGAAGAAAUAUUAACGAUUAGCUCAAAUAUUGGAAUAUCACGAUUGUGUCAAGUUUUUUAAACGAGUGUAUUUAUGUUACUGCUCAUAAUAAAAUUAAAUUACAAAUA